ACGCACACAUUCCCACACACACGAGAAAAGAAAGAGAGACACACAGUUCUACUCGAAGAACACUUUUCAAAACUCCAAGGACUCUAAACCAAAUCAAAUCGGAACAGAAACGAAAUGAGUGAAGAAGCAAGGAGAGUCAGAGUCGGAGCUUCCGACGAUCGGAAGCCCUCGUCUUCACCAUCACCGGCUGGCAAGAAAGUCAUCAUCAAGAGCGCCGACAUGAAGGACGACUUGCAGAAGGAGGCCGUCGAUAUUGCCAUCAACGCGUUUGAAAUACACAAUGUGGGGAAAGAUGUAGCUGAGUAUAUAAAGAAAGAGUUCGAUAAGAAGCAUGGCCCCACCUGGCACUGUAUUGUCGGUAAAAAUUUCGGUUCUUAUGUGACUCACGAGACAAAUCACUUUGUGUACUUGUAUUUGGAUUCAAAAGCAGUAUUGCUGUUCAAAUCUGGUUGAGCAUGGUGAGAAAGUGAACUGCUUCUUUGAUGACAGUGAUGCUACAAGCUAUAACAAUUAUGUAUUAACUAAAACUUGCUAGCAUGCAAAAGAUCUCUGUCAAGACGAAUAUGUGCUUAAACUUGUAUAUUUGUUUUGACUUUAAUUAA
This is a messenger RNA of Cornus florida, 602 nucleotides long. RefSeq lists its product as uncharacterized. Gene Ontology annotation, molecular function: dynein intermediate chain binding; dynein light intermediate chain binding. NCBI's taxonomy places the organism in Eukaryota, Viridiplantae, Streptophyta, Magnoliopsida, Cornales, Cornaceae. Gene Ontology annotation, cellular component: dynein complex. The record is from RefSeq and is a predicted model, not a curated record. Gene Ontology annotation, biological process: microtubule-based process. Bases 115 to 453 code for a protein of 112 amino acids. The transcript has 3 exons.